Linepithema humile (Argentine ant) is the source of this 1989-nucleotide messenger RNA. It is a transcript of the gene TyrRS, whose product is annotated as Tyrosyl-tRNA synthetase. Gene Ontology annotation, molecular function: ATP binding; tyrosine-tRNA ligase activity; tRNA binding. Gene Ontology annotation, biological process: tyrosyl-tRNA aminoacylation. The record is from RefSeq and is a predicted model, not a curated record. NCBI's taxonomy places the organism in Eukaryota, Metazoa, Arthropoda, Insecta, Hymenoptera, Formicidae.
CUUGCCAUAUUGAUGCGAUACAAAUUAUUCUAAGAUGCCUAAUAUAAUUAAAUAUAAAAUAAAUAUAAACCUUGAACUUGUUUUACUGUAAUUUCUCGCAUUAUGUCGUCAGCAUUUUCAAAACGUACAAAAGAAAUGAUGAAAAGUGUCAUACUUUAGGUUAUUCACGAAACUGCAGAGGCAUAUAUAUAUAAGGACUUGUUCAACAAUGGCUUUGGCGUGGACUGAUAAAUAUAAGCUCAUUACCAGGAAUCUGGCAGAAUGGCUGGGAGACGAGAAACUCAAGAGUAUCUUGAAGAAACGUGAUCUCAAGCUGUACUGGGGCACAGCUACAACAGGAAAGCCUCAUAUUGGCUACUUUGCGCCUAUGUCCAAAAUAGCUGACUUUUUACGAGCAGAAGCGGAAGUAACGAUUCUCUUUGCGGAUCUUCACGCAUACUUGGACAACAUGAAGGCACCCUGGGAACUGUUGGAGCUUCGUACUCAAUAUUAUGAAACUAUAAUCAAGGCAAUGCUGAAAUCCAUCGAUGUUCCACUGGACAAACUAAAGUUCGUCAAAGGAACUGAUUAUCAAUUAUCCAAGGAAUACACAUUAGACAUGUAUCGUCUGAGCUCGCUGGUGACGGAACACGAUGCGAAGAAAGCGGGUGCCGAGGUCGUCAAGCAGAUUUCCAAUCCUUUGCUGUCUGGUCUUCUGUAUCCAGGUUUACAGGCGCUCGACGAGCAGCAUCUGAAAAUCGAUGCACAGUUCGGUGGCGUUGAUCAAAGAAAGAUUUUCACUUUCGCGGAAAAGUACUUGCCGAUGAUGGGAUACGAGAAACAUAUUCAUCUAAUGAAUCCAAUGAUUCCCGGAUUGGCAGGCGCAAAGAUGUCUUCAUCCGAGGACGAUUCCAAAAUUGAUUUGUUGGACAAUCCUGCGGCGGUCAAAAAGAAGCUUAAAAAGGCGUUUUGCGAACCUGGAAAUAUCGCGGACAACGGAGUCUUGGCGUUCUCAAAACACAUCAUAUUUCCGCUAUUCAAAAAUGGCGAAGUAUUUAACGUAUCCAGAUCUGCAGAAUUCGGUGGCGACGUGUCCUUCUCCGAGUACGAGAGCUUGGAAGCGGCCUUCGCGAAACAAGAGAUACACCCCGGUGAUUUGAAAAACGCCGUGGAGGUGUACAUUAACAGACUCCUGGAUCCGAUAAGAAAGGAAUUUGAAAAUUCGAAGCUGAAGUCGCUUGCGAGCAAAGCAUAUCCUCCGCAAAAAAAAGCCGCGGAGGCGGAAAUUACUCCUGCGAGAUUGGAUAUCCGAGUGGGCAAAAUAGUCGAAGUGAAGAAACAUCCCGAUGCGGACUCGCUCUACGUGGAGAAGAUAGAUUUAGGCGAACCGAGCGGUCCACGUACCAUAGUUAGCGGUCUAGUUAAUUUCGUACCUAUAAAUGAGAUGGAGAACAGGAUGGUGGUAAUCCUGGCCAAUUUGAAGCCGGCGAAUCUCAGGGGAAUCUCAUCGCACGGAAUGGUCCUCUGUGCUUCGGUCGAGGAACCGACAAGGCAAGUGGAGCCUUUGAGACCUCCGGCGGGUAGCGUGCCGGGUGAUGAAAUUGUUAUCGAGGGAUACGAAGACGGGACGGCGGACGACGUGCUUAAUCCAAAGAAGAAAGUGUGGGAGAAGCUGCAGGUUGAUCUUGUGGUGAACGGUGAUGGUGUAGCUUCGUGGAGUGGAAAUCCACUGCUCACUUCGACGGGCGGCAAGAUAACGAGCGACUCUCUAAGAAACGUUCCCAUCAAAUAAUGCAUUUACGAUCAUCCGUAUUAUUCAUGACACCGGCUUCAAAUGGCCAAUAAUUUAUGUUGUUUAUACUUUUAUGAACUACCUGUUAUCUCAUCUUUUAUAUUUUUCUAGCAUGUAAUGUGCACAUGCGCGCAGAUAUGAGACUACGUAUGAUUACGUGCAAAAAUUUACAAAAAAUUUAGCAAACGUGUAGAUAAAUAGAUUCAAUUAUCAAAUUA